AUGGACGAGUUGAGAAAGAUAAGCGACCCUUUUCUCGUAGUGUGUGAAAAAAUCCGAAGCGUGCACAUUAUUUUGGAUGCCGAGGUUUUUUUUUUUCAUUCCAAUUAUCACGUUGUUUUGUGUUAAAAUUACCAAAACAAAAGUCGAAAAAAAUCAAAUCGAAACAUUAUUUCAAUUUCUCAUUGAAGACUUUACAGUCUGAGAGCGUUGAUCAACUGGCUUCUGAAAUCAAAGAAAAAUCAGAGAUUCUGAGUAGAAAAGCUUGGAACGCUUUUCAGCAUCAGGUAGAUCUUCAUAACUCAUUCAUUGAUUGCAUUCGAACAUUUUCAGGUCCUCUUGAACCGUUUGAUCUCGUCACACGUAGAUGUCACUACAGAUGUUGUCGGAAAACUCUGUGCCGACCUCAAAACCUCGAAAUCCGUCCCUUCUUACAAGUGAGUAUUAAAAAUUUCAAAAAUAUAUUGGGUGUAGGAUUUUGGGUCAUCGAUUUUCGGACGUAGAACAAUUGUUGAGUAUCCUUCAUCGAGAUCCGAUUUCUGUCGCCAGAAUCCUCGACCACGUGGAUCGUUUGCAGGUAACAAUGCUUUUUUGAGCUCACAAACUUUUUUCUCAUUUCUAAAUUUUCUUUUCACUGAUAAUGUGCUUUCAGAGCGUUAAACCAGAAGAAGCUUGCAACGCAAUUUUUUCUCUUGUAUAUUCAUGCGGAGUCUAUGCGACCGACGAAAAUAUUCUUCUCAAAGUAAAUUUGUGAGAAAAUAGAAGAAACUUUAAAUUUACUACAGGCGGUGUAUGAACUGAUACACAUGCAACUUUCGGGAACUUCGAACCCGAGGCUAGUGUUCCGCAAAGGAACUUCGACGUCUUGCCGAUUAUAUGCUCUUUUCACCGACUCACUUCACUCCACAAAGGUUUUAUUUUCUUUCUUCCUUGUAUGAAUAUUUUGACAGAUGUAUAUGACUUCGGCUAUGCACGAAGCUGUUAUGUUGGUUCUGUGCCAACCGGAAACGUUCUUGGACAUCGACAGCAGUAAGGUUUUCAUUUUACCGGGAUCUUAUCUUGAAAUCGCUUUUUUGCGUUCAGACGAUCAUAAGAUUUGCUCCAGCGCAAAGAGCAAAAAUUUUUGGACCGGAUCCCAAUGACCCAGCGUACAUCGAGAAACUAGAACGGCAGCGUAGUGGAAUUGUGAAAAAACUCAUUCUUCUGACCAACGAUUUUGUCAAAGGUCAUUUCAAUCUGAAAUUUAUCAAGUUUCGAAGUUUUCAGGUAUUUGCGAUUCUAUGGUCUAUUUUCCUCAAAGAUUGAUAUGGCUCGUCCAAAAAGUUCACAAACUGUUAACUGAAGGGAAAGGAUUGUCGGAAAAAGAGGUUUUUCUAGGACUUAUUCCUUUUUACAUUGAGAUCGUUCCAGGCAGAAAUCAUUUGCACUGAUCUCAUUGUUACUAACCUGAUUUGUCCAGCCAUCAUCGAUCCGGAGAAGUUUGGGAUCAUUAGUGAUAUUCCCAUUAGCCAUAUCACGCGGUUCAAUCUCAUGCAAAUAGCCCAAAUAGUUCAGGUUUUUUUGAGAAAAAAAUCUAGUCAAACUCUUAUAUUUUUCAGGCUCUAGCGUUAAGUGACUAUGAAACUCCUUCCGCCGAUUUGAAAUUUUUUGUUUUCCAGUUUGAACACGUAAAUGACGUUUCAAGGCAAUUAUGAACUUUUACCCGAUUUAGCAUCCAAUGCGCAAGUUCGUAAAAAAUCUGCUCCAGAUCAAAUUGCCUUUAUCGCUGAUCGAUGAAGAAAAUCUCGACGCCUUCAUCGAUCAUCAAACUUCAGAAAGCUCUUCUUGCUGCAAAGACUUUUUUGUUGGUACUCUGUACGAAAUCAACAUUUUGGUUGGAUUGGCGGCUUUGUUUUCCAAAAGAAUCGCAAAUUUCAGGCCAAGAUAUUUGAUGUGGAAAGAACGAAGAAACAAUGGAAAAUGCCGAAGAGCCUGGAAAAAGCGAUCAAUCGUUUGCCUGCGAAUUUCUCUCCAACGGCACAUUCCACUACUUCGCCUCAAACACAAUCGAGAGACACGGCUGAAAAGAGCGGAAGACUAAGAAAUAUCACACAAAAAAGUUAAGAAACUAUAAAUUCUCGCAUUUGCCGGUCUUUCAGUGAACUUUCCUUUUGGGUCUUCCAAGAAAAACUGCUGA
Messenger RNA from Caenorhabditis auriculariae, 2173 nucleotides. The record is from the annotation of a GenBank genome assembly. Lineage: Eukaryota; Metazoa; Nematoda; Chromadorea; Rhabditida; Rhabditidae.